AUGGCGCCAACUGUCGCUCGAGCUAUCACUUUUAAUUGGAUUGCAAGAUUCGGAACGCCCGAGACAAUCACUUCCGACCAAGGUCGUCAGUUCGAGCCCGAGCUAUUCCGGGAGUUGACAUACAUCUUGGGAUCACACCACAUUCAUACAACUGCGUAUCAUCCACAAGCCAAUGGAAUCGUUGAACGAUUCCACCGUACCUUAAAAGCAUGUUUAAUGUGCAAAAAAGGAAAUCGCUGGGUUGCAGAACUACCGAUUGUCUUGCUUGAACUAAGGGCUGCAUAUCGCGAGGAUCUCAAGUGUUCUUCUGCAGAGCUUGUAUACGGUCAGGCCCUCCGUAUACCGGGAGAGUUUUUCGAUCCUCCUCCAGUUAACGUAGACCGCACGGACUUUUUACAUAACUUGCAACGUGCUCUGGCUAAACUGCGCGUCCCCACAACGACUCAUCAUGCUAGACCAUCGGUGUUUGUGCACAAGGACCUCGAAACGUGCACACACGUUUUCGUCCGUAUUGACACAGUGAAACGUUCGUUGCAGAGGCCUUAUGAGGGACCAUACAAAGUUAUUGCCCGCGGGACCAAAUAUGUGGAUGUAUCAAUUGCCGGUAAACAACAAAGAAUUUCUAUUGAUCGAGUAAAACACGCAUUCGUCUGCGAUAGAAAUGUUUCGGAUCAUCCUCACGAUGACUCGCGUACGAUAGUUACGCAAUCUGGACAUCGUGUCCGUUUCUUGACGUAA
Sabethes cyaneus is the source of this 738-nucleotide messenger RNA. RefSeq lists its product as uncharacterized. Bases 1 to 738 code for a protein of 245 amino acids. Gene Ontology annotation, molecular function: nucleic acid binding. NCBI's taxonomy places the organism in Eukaryota, Metazoa, Arthropoda, Insecta, Diptera, Culicidae. Gene Ontology annotation, biological process: DNA integration. The record is from RefSeq and is a predicted model, not a curated record. The transcript has a single exon.